CAGGUUUCAUUUGCUUUGAUGCAUCACUAUGGUCACGUCAGUGUUCACGCAGUAUGUCGACUGUAAUGACAGAAGCAUUAUUAGUUAAGCAGUUAUUGAGUUACUUUGUACUUUAUUUGUGAUAUAUUUUGUACACUACUAUGCGUGUUUUAUUCUACACAGUAUUUCUGUUAGUCGUGUGUAACGCUAUAUGUAGCAAAGUUUACGACAAAUUACAAUGUAAAGACGAAAAUAAUCUACCAGUAGACUGGUACGUGAUGUAUAAGUUACCGAAAGUAUCGGAGAGCAGUAAUCCUUUAAUUAGGGAUGGCUUUGCUUAUCUAUACAUUACAAACGUAACUAUCGCAACCGGUUGGCGAUUGUCCACUAGGCCCAUCGGUUCAAACAAUUCUAUCCCUGGAAUCACAUUAGCGCCAAUUUAUAACGACGCGAAUGAAAACAGCAGUUUAUGGACUCUAUAUAACGACAGUCCACCGGAUGCACCAUACGUUUCGAAUUAUGGUCACACGAAGGGUGUAGUAGCUGUUAAUAGCCAUCAGGGUUUUUGGUUAAUUCAUAGCGUUCCCAGUUUUCCUCCAGUUCCCAAUACCGGUAUACAAACUCGACCACAAAACAAGGAAAAUAUAACUAAUACAGGUACAUACAGUUAUCCAGAAAGCGGAACAUUUUAUGGUCAGAGCUUUCUCUGUAUCUCCUUGGACGGUGAUCAGAUGGACAUCGUCGGGAAACAAUUAAGGUACAACGAGAUAGCAGUGUACGCGAAAAAUAUCCCUGACAAGCUUGGAGAACAGUAUCCUGUUCUAAAAAAUGCGAGUGAUCAGAAACACGUAAAGUCACCUCCUUACACCAGCAAAGUUAUCGUGAAAUCUGUGGGCAAUACAGAGUUUACUUCAUUUGCCAAAUGCGAGAAAUGGCUGAAAGAUAUAUACGAGGAUUUUAUAGCACCAAAGUUACAGGCGAAUUUAUACGUUCAGUCGUGGUUGAACGGACGAGGGAAGCUGCCGUCUAAUUGCACUCGUAGAAACAGGGUUUACAAUGUGAACAGUUUGGAAUUGGAGGCAGCUAAUGUAGAUUUUACGAGCAGUCGGGACCAUUCUAAAUGGGCCAUUACGGUUAAAAAUAAAACAAACCACCACUGGGUUUGCAUCGGCGACAUUAACAGAGCUGAUACACAAUUCACACGAGGUGGUGGAGCCGUGUGCUUCAAAGAAGCCCGAUUGUGGAAUAAUUAUCGUGAUGCUAUCAAUGACUUCGAGCCAUGCCCUCGCACGUAAUGUGAUAUUUCUAUGCAGAAACUCAUACUGAGUUUUAAAAGCUUGUAUAAUGAAUAAUAAUUGCUAGCUACAGUAUGUUGUGCAUACUUUGCAUAGAAGACAAAUUGCAUUAUUAAAGUUCAAGCUACAGUUCACUGUAGUACAACUUUUUGAUACAAUAAAAAUUUAGUUUAAAUAUUUA
This is a messenger RNA of Osmia lignaria (orchard mason bee), 1455 nucleotides long. It is a transcript of the gene DNaseII, whose product is annotated as deoxyribonuclease II. Gene Ontology annotation, biological process: apoptotic DNA fragmentation. The record is from RefSeq and is a predicted model, not a curated record. NCBI's taxonomy places the organism in Eukaryota, Metazoa, Arthropoda, Insecta, Hymenoptera, Megachilidae. Gene Ontology annotation, molecular function: deoxyribonuclease II activity.